Messenger RNA from Penicillium bovifimosum, 1800 nucleotides. RefSeq names its product proline--tRNA ligase. Bases 1 to 1800 code for a protein of 599 amino acids. Gene Ontology annotation, molecular function: ATP binding; proline-tRNA ligase activity. Lineage: Eukaryota; Fungi; Ascomycota; Eurotiomycetes; Eurotiales; Aspergillaceae. Gene Ontology annotation, biological process: prolyl-tRNA aminoacylation. Gene Ontology annotation, cellular component: cytoplasm; aminoacyl-tRNA synthetase multienzyme complex. The record is from RefSeq and is a predicted model, not a curated record. The transcript has 6 exons.
AUGGCUAGCCAGAACCCCAGCGACGUUCCCGCCUCCGAGGGUGCUGCCCCCAGGCCCUGCCCGACCGCACUCAAAACCCCGCUGAUAACCAGGCGGAACGCCGCCAAGAAAGCCGCGAAGCUCGCGAAGUUGAAGGCCGACAAGGCCGAUAAGAAGGCCUCGAACAAGGGAGAGAAGGGAAUUGGCAAACCAGAGGCCAAGAAAGCUUCCAAGAAGAAGGUUGACGGUGCCGCGUUGAUUGGUAUCGAUGUUUUGAAGGAGGAGGACUUCCCCGGCUGGUACCAGCAGGUUCUUACCAAGGGUGAUUUGCUGGACUACUACGAUGUCUCCGGCUGCUUCAUUCUCAAGCCCGCUCUUUUCUUCAUCUGGGAGGAGAUCCAGGACUUCUUCAACAAGGCCAUCAAGGGAAUGGGUGUGAAGAACUGCUCUUUCCCUCUGUUCGUGUCUGAGGAUGUCUUGCAGCGCGAGAAGGAUCACAUUGAGGGAUUCGCCGCUGAGGUCGCUUGGGUCCGAACUGCGCUAACAUAUACUUCUAGUGGCUCGACCCCCCUCGAGAAGAAGAUCGCCAUUCGCCCUACUUCCGAGACUGUUAUGUACCCUUACUACGCCAAGUGGAUUCGCAGUCACCGCGACCUUCCUCUUCGCCUCAACCAGUGGAACUCAGUCGUACGAUGGGAGUUCAAGCACCCCCAACCCCUCCUCAGAUCUCGCGAGUUCCUGUGGCAAGAGGGUCACACCGCGCAUCUGACUGAGGAUGCUGCUCGCGAGGAAGUUCUGAAGAUUCUUGACUACUAUGCCAAGAUCUACGAGGAGCUUCUCGCCGUGCCCGUUGUCAAGGGCCAGAAGACUGAGAAGGAGAAGUUCGCCGGUGGUAACUACACUACUACCGUUGAGGGCUACAUCCCCGCCACUGGCCGUGGUAUCCAGGGUGGCACAUCACACGGUCUCGGUCAGAACUUCAGUAAAAUGUUCGGUAUCACCGUCGAGGAUCCCACUUCUACCCCCGAUGAGAAGAAGCCCCCUCUUCACGUCUGGCAAAACUCCUGGGGUCUGUCCACCCGCUCUUUGGGUGUCAUGGUCAUGAUCCACAGUGACAACAAGGGUCUGGUUCUGCCUCCCCGUGUUGCCGAGGUCCAGGUCAUCAUCGUCCCCGUCGGUCUCACCGUCAAGACCACCGAUGAGGAGCGCGAGAAGCUCAAUGCCGAGGUCGACGGCCUCGUUGCUGUGCUCGUUGCCGCCGGCGUCCGUGCCGACAGCGACAAGAGCAGCUACUCCCCCGGUUGGAAGUUCAACCAGUACGAGCUCCGUGGUGUGCCUCUGCGCAUCGAGUUCGGCCCCGGCGAGUCUGCCGGCCACUUCGUUACCACCGCCCGCCGCGAUAUCCCCGGCAAGGAUGGCAAGGGCACCCUCCCCAUUUCCGAGCUGGCUACUGGCGUUCCUGCGCUUCUCGAGACUAUCCAGUCUGAUAUGUACAACCGUGCUGAUGAACAGUUCAAGGCCCACCGCAUCAAGAUCACCAAGUGGGAUGACUUUGUUCCCGCUCUGAACAACAAGAACCUCUGCGUCAUCCCCCACUGCUUGACCGAGGAGUGUGAGGACCAGAUCAAGGAUAUGAGUGCCCGCAAGGCUGAGGAAGACUCCGGCGAAGCUGAGGAUGCCAAGGCUCCCAGCAUGGGUGCUAAGUCUCUGUGUAUUCCUUUCGAGCAGCCCGAGGGUCUCGAGAAGGGUGUCACCCCCUGCUGCAACCCCAAGUGCCAACGCCCUGCUGAGAAAUGGUGCAUGUUUGGCCGCUCCUACUAA